CUAGUAGUCUGGUUUUAGAAAAAGUGAAAACAGCGUAUAAUAAUGUAAAUUGAGGUUUUUUAAUCUAGUGGUGCUAGUUUAUGGGUGAGUAACCAGCGUAACAAAAUCGGAGAACAAAGGCUGUCCACUAACAACAAAACUCAUGAACUAUAAGUGUCGUGCACUGACAGGAGGUCACGCAUGUAGUGGUGUAGUGAAAUUUCUGUUUGCUUGUUUUGGAAGUUGGAUGUGGAAACUCCGCGACUAGGCCCCGUUUUCCCUUCCGCCCCCAUACGAAAAUCCCAAAAUGAGCGACGACGACCGCGAUAUCGACGUGGAGAGCGACGAGGGAGACGAUUCGGACUCAAAACACCCAAUCCCAAGGCAAUCCUCCGGAUCGCAAUAUUUCUCUCAGGCAGAAAAAAGAGCACACCAUAAUGCGUUAGAGCGAAAGCGACGCGAUCACAUAAAGGACAGCUUCAGCAGUCUGAGAGAUUCAGUGCCCUCCCUGAAUGGUGAAAAGGUGGCAAGCCGUGCGCAAAUACUGAAAAAAGCGGCGGAAUAUAUUGUGUUCAUGAAGAAAAAGAACAAUUCACACCAGCAGGAUAUUGAUGACCUGAAAAGGCAAAACAGCCUGCUGGAGGCUCAAAUACGCACAUUGGAAAAGGCAAAAAUGUCGGGAACCUACUCCGUUGGGUGUAGCGACGGCAAAGAUUCUUCCUAUAAUGAAACUGAAUCAGACACAUCAGAUAUGGAAGGGUCCAUUCAACAACGAAGGCCCAAGAAAAUGAAAGUCGGCAGUUGUCAUUAAUACCAAUGAGACUGUUAUCGGAUGCGGAAGAAAGUAUUAUGGACAUGUCUUCUUAAAAUAAAGGCACCGGCUUAGGUGCCAAAUAUUUUUGUCAGACUUAAUCAUAGGCUACACUAGAAUAAUUGAGUGUCCCAAUUCAUUUCUCCAACUGAAAUCUCGGUGACAUCAAUUUUUCCACCGGAAGUUGGAUUGUCUCUCAUCAGGUUACGUCACUGGACUAUAUUUUUUGUUUUAAGUCUUUAUUGUUUUGUAUAGAUGAAAUUAUAUUAAGAUUGUAUAUUAUAAAUAUUUAAUUUUUUUUACUUAAUAAUGUUUGUAGUUUUAAUACAAACAUGCGACAUUGUUUAGGUGUAAGAUAUUAAUUAAUAAAAAAUACACUUUACAAUU
Molecule: messenger RNA, 1177 nt
Organism: Aethina tumida (small hive beetle)
Lineage: Eukaryota; Metazoa; Arthropoda; Insecta; Coleoptera; Nitidulidae
Gene: Max
Product: protein max
Exons: 6
Coding region: 287-790 (167 amino acids)
Biological process (GO): positive regulation of transcription by RNA polymerase II
Cellular component (GO): RNA polymerase II transcription regulator complex
Molecular function (GO): DNA-binding transcription factor activity; protein dimerization activity
Source: RefSeq, a predicted model, not a curated record